Messenger RNA from Phyllostomus hastatus (greater spear-nosed bat), 2254 nucleotides. RefSeq names its product nucleosome assembly protein 1 like 4 (gene NAP1L4). Gene Ontology annotation, molecular function: histone binding; chromatin binding. Gene Ontology annotation, cellular component: nucleus; chromatin. The record is from RefSeq and is a predicted model, not a curated record. NCBI's taxonomy places the organism in Eukaryota, Metazoa, Chordata, Mammalia, Chiroptera, Phyllostomidae. The coding region runs from base 120 to 1280 and encodes 386 amino acids. Gene Ontology annotation, biological process: nucleosome assembly. The transcript has 15 exons.
ACCCCGCAGGGCGGGCUCGGGGCGCUGGCCGCGGGGCCGCUGCGCCGCCGCCGCCUCCUCCCGCCCCCCGGAGACACAAGGAGCGCCUUCCUCGGAGGCGGGGAGACAAAAACAUUCAGAUGGCAGAUAACAGCUUUUCAGAUGGAGUUCCGUCAGAGUCCUUGGAGGCCGGGAGAGAUGCAAGGGCCACAGAGACACUCACGGACCAGGUGAUGCAGAACCCUCAGGUCCUGGCAGCCUUGCAGGAGCGGCUCGACAGUGUCUCCCACACUCCUUCCAGCUACAUUGAGACUUUACCUAAAGCGGUAAAAAGAAGGAUCAACGCACUGAAACAGCUGCAGGUGAAGUGCGCUCACAUAGAGGCCAAGUUCUACGAGGAGGUCCAUGACCUGGAGCGGAAGUAUGCGGCGCUGUACCAGCCUCUCUUCGACAAGAGAAGGGAGUUCGUCACUGGCAACGUCGAGCCCACAGACUCGGAAGCGGAGUGGCACAGCGAGAACGAAGAGGAGGACAAGUUGGCUGGAGACGUGAAGAACAAAGUAGUCAUAGCGGACAAAGAGGCCGCAGCAGCGGAGGAGCCCAGCCCCAAAGGCAUCCCGGAGUUCUGGUUCACCAUCUUCAGAAACGUGGACAUGCUGAGCGAGCUGGUCCAGGAGUACGACGAGCCGAUCUUGAAACACCUGCAGGAUAUUCAAGUGAAGUUUUCAGAGCCCGGGCAGCCGAUGUCCUUCGUGUUGGAGUUCCACUUCGGGCCCAACGACUACUUCAGCAACGCGGUCCUGACGAAGACCUACAAGAUGAAGUCGGAGCCGGACAAGGCGGACCCCUUCUCCUUCGAAGGGCCGGAGAUUGUCGACUGCGACGGGUGCACCAUCGACUGGAAGAAGGGAAAGAACGUCACGGUCAAGACGAUCAAGAAAAAGCAGAAGCACAAGGGCCGCGGCACCGUCCGAACCAUCACCAAGCAGGUCCCCAACGACUCCUUUUUCAACUUCUUCAGCCCGCUCAAAGCCUCUGGGGAUGGAGAAUCACUGGAUGAAGAUUCCGAGUUCACGCUGGCCUCGGACUUCGAGAUCGGACACUUCUUCCGUGAGCGGGUAGUCCCGCGGGCCGUGCUCUACUUCACGGGGGAGGCCAUCGAGGACGACGACAACUUUGAAGAAGGCGAAGAAGGAGAAGAGGAGGAACUAGAAGGAGAUGAGGAGGGGGAAGACGAGGAUGAUGCCGAGGUGAACCCCAAGAAGGAGCCCGGCCAGCCCUCCGAGUGCAAGCAGCAGUGAGGCCCCGUCCCGGCGGCGCCCGCACCGGACCUGUCUCCUCGUGCAUGGUGUUCACGCUCCCUCUCCCUCCGUCCUUACGGUUUUGCUUAACCUGUGCAGUGGCAGCUUAAACGCAUUUCAGAAGUAGGGGGUUUAACGCCCGCACCCUCCUCGGCCUUGGGUGCAGCUCGUAGACUUUCCCAGGCCUGGCUUGGGGGCCCGUAGACCACAGGGGUGGGGGUAGAGGGUCACCCGAGCCCAGGGCAGACGUCUGGGGAGCCUCUGCUCCUGCCUCGUUUGAAGACGCCACACGCUUCGUUCCAGCCACCUGUCUUCUGUGUCUGACGCCUCGGAGGAGCCAGGGGGUGGGGCCCGUUCUCCUCGGCGUGUUCGUUCUGCGGUUCUUGUUUUCCUCGGGGUGGGGGUGGGGCCGGGGCGCCCGCGGCGCUGAGGCAGGGCCUGUGUGGUCGUCCUUGUAUUUAUUUGUCGUCCUGUGCCGUGAGGACUCGGGGCGCCGGCGGCCCCCGUCCUGGAGUGUCUGAAGCCACACCUGUGACUGGAGCCCUGGCGACCUGACUGGCAGGAGCGGUGGCGGCUCCCCGGGAGCGGGCCGUGCGGAAGAACGCACUUCGCCGCCUCCUGCCGCCCACUGCCCUGGCGGGGCCGUCUCCCCGCCCCUGCUGUGGGGACCCUUGGCCCGGUGGGGUUGGGGGCAGGGCCAGCCAUCCUGUGUAAGUGUCGUCUCAGCAGCUCCCGGUCGUCGGCCCACGCCCACCUUGUCUUAAAAGCCCUGGGCUCAGCGAGACCUGUCCUUGGCUGGCGUGUGGGGUGUCUGAGUGUGUGACCGCGGUCCCUGGCAGCCAGGAUGCCGGGUCCACACUGUGCCCAGGCCUGGAGAGUGCUCAGCCUUACUCAAGACACAUUUGUAACUGAAGACUCCGUUUUCAAUUUGUACAGAAUAGCUAGAGUAUUCUAUUAAAGUUGUGGAACACGGA